Racocetra persica is the source of this 151-nucleotide messenger RNA. The record is from the annotation of a GenBank genome assembly. Lineage: Eukaryota; Fungi; Glomeromycota; Glomeromycetes; Diversisporales; Gigasporaceae.
UUCUAUUUUCACGGCCACGGCCUUUUUAAAAACUUGGUUCACACGACAUAAAAAACAGCAAUGGCGUCUCUCUGAUGGACUGUCAAUUCUCGGCCUUGGAAAUAUCAAAUAUUUUUCGGCCUGCCUCGUUCUCCUUGGACUUGCUUCAUGA